AUGCCUCUCCCGUAUUCAAAGAGACACACCUCGAGUCAGUCCUCCUCCAGCCACGACUCUCGUAGCCGGAGGAGUAACGAUUCAUAUGGAUCACAGUCAACUGCACCCACGUCGCUCUAUUCCUCUUCCUCACGCCCCUCAGAUAUCAAGGCCUCACCCACAUCAACAUGCAGCAGUCGCGCCAUCCCCGCUGCCGCCUCUGCCGCUCCCCAGAGGCAACACACAGCCGCCUACGAAUAUGACUCUCGCGACGAUGUCAGCCCCGCAACCUCGCUCUAUCCGCGCUCGUCGGUCGAAACCUACGUCUCAACGACAGCUUCGUCGGAGGAUGUGGACGCCAUGGACCUUGAUGAGAGCCCGAUGGAGUGCGAGGAGGACGUCAUCCCGCCACUGCCUGUCUACCGUCGUGAUGUGGUGGAACCGAAUGUGCGCGCAUCGACCCCGCAGGACUUUGCCAAGCUCUAUCCCUCACUCAAUCGCCUGACGAUACGGCAUGACGAGUUCACUCCGGAUGGGAACAUGAACUUGCGCGUCGACACGGUGGUAACGGGCCGGAGGAGGACCGCCAUUCAGCUGUUCCACUUGCGCAUGUACGACCUGGCCAAGCGGGAGUUCUCGCUGCGGCGCUACUCCCGCGACUCGGGCCGCGAGGUCUGCAACUCGAAGCGCAAGUACACGGAACCUGCCGCGGCCAAGGCGGCCGAUGACAGGCCGACGUUGAAGCGGUCCAUGUCUACUGCUCUCAAGACACUGAGUGGUGGGAAGCCGGUCCUGCGCCGCGCUAAAUCAGGUAUGGCGGCGGCCCCUGGCCGGCCUGGCACGGGCUACUCGUCGUGCGAUGGCGAUGAUGAGAUGCUCCACGACCGGAGCAACCUGUCUCGCCUGUCGCUUGACAGUCGCCUGACCAAGGGCAAGGCUCAGCGGCCGCUGCCGACCAACAUCAUCAAGCUUGAGUUCAGCAACUACGCCCGCGUCGACGUCAGCCGCCGCGGCGGGAAGGGCAACAAGCGCUACGACUUUGAGUGGUGGGGUCACCGGUACAGUUGGAGGCGCUCGGUCGACAGGCAGCUAGGCUUGGUGUCGUUCCACUUGGUUCGGGACGGAAAUACGGGCGCGCCGGUCGCGCACAUUGUUCCCGAGACAAGGUCACCGAGCCAGGUUCUUACCGACCGAAAUGCGGGCGGAUGGGUUCCGCCGUGUUUCAUGUGGAUCGCGGAUGAAUCGGUCGUGGACGCCGUGACAGACGUUGCAGACGUCAUCAUGGCCACCGGCCUCAUGGCUCUCGUCGACGACUGCAUCAAGGAGACAUGGCAGACGAAGAAGGUGCACCGCAUCCCGGUGCCCCUGACCUCCAAAACGGUCAACCUCGAAAACGUCAGUCCAAAAGCCAUCAUGCAGCACGUCUUUGGCCGCCGGUACUCGAACGACCACAGCCAGCACCACUCGCCUGCUUUGCCGAGCCCGCUCCGAUUCGCGAAUCCCAUUACGGCCUAUUAG
Messenger RNA from Canariomyces notabilis, 1497 nucleotides. RefSeq lists its product as uncharacterized. The coding region runs from base 1 to 1497 and encodes 498 amino acids. The record is from RefSeq and is a predicted model, not a curated record. NCBI's taxonomy places the organism in Eukaryota, Fungi, Ascomycota, Sordariomycetes, Sordariales, Chaetomiaceae. The transcript has 2 exons.